Messenger RNA from Saccostrea cuccullata (small rock oyster), 811 nucleotides. RefSeq names its product P2X purinoceptor 7-like. NCBI's taxonomy places the organism in Eukaryota, Metazoa, Mollusca, Bivalvia, Ostreida, Ostreidae. The record is from RefSeq and is a predicted model, not a curated record. Bases 260 to 811 code for a protein of 183 amino acids. The transcript is spliced from 3 exons.
AAAGGACUUAGCGCAUGGUUCUCAAUUAUUAAAAAUUUAAUGCAUAUACCUUCCUUCUGACUACACUUUAUAAAUUUUCUGUUUGCAUUGUUGAUAAACUGCAGUAAUUAAAAAAAUGAUCAGCUCAAAUGUAACCUCCGAUUUGGAAGAAAAAAAGUUAAUGAGUUUGCGGGUCACGUGAUCUUGUGACGUCAAAGGCGACAAUACCGAUCAUCUGUUCACGUUAUUCUUACCAAACCCCUAUCCGACUUUUCUAAUUAUGGACGACCAAAUUGCUGAUAUUGUUGACAUCCCUGAUAGGUUAGAUAUUCAACCAUAUAUGUUCGAGCCGCUAGCAGCUGAAAAUCUACAAAAUCAACAAGAGAACAGCGAAGAAAGUGAGGAAGACGAGGGCAACGACGAGGAGACUCGCCUCGGAAGUACAGCAUGGUGCGAGUGUGGCUUUUGUGAGGUCAUGAGGACCAGUAUUGAAUGUAUUUGCUGUGCAGAAGUUUCACUCAUUCAAAGAAUCUGCCAGGACUGCAACCUAGAAUGCAUCACACAACACCAAACCUUUAUUGACAACUGCCUCAAUGAGAGGGUAUUAGAGGUCAGCCUGCAUGAAUACAUCCAAAUGGAGGGGCCUCUUGAUGAUAAUGAGCCAAUGAACGAAGUUCUUCGUCACAUUGCAUACAGGAGGUUUGUAUUCUGGGUCUGGCAUAGGCUUGGUCGCGGCAACCGAAAGGUACUACCAUCUUGUGUUGUCAACAAGAUUCGAGAUAGGUUUCCUUCAGAAUACUACACCGGAUUCCAGUACCCUCGACCAGUAUAA